Porites evermanni is the source of this 600-nucleotide messenger RNA. The record is from the annotation of a GenBank genome assembly. Lineage: Eukaryota; Metazoa; Cnidaria; Anthozoa; Scleractinia; Poritidae.
AUGGACCUUCAAAGCCUUGCCCGAUUCUGCCGAUUUCUUAAAGUUUUCUCCGUGUUUUCCGGCUUUCUGUUUUUUAACCACACUUCAAGUCUUCUGCUGUUCAGAUUCUGGGGAUAUUCCUGCAUUUCAAUAGUGAUCGUGUAUGUUUUAUGUUUCUCCUCGCUCUUAGUCUUCUGGUGUGGAUUCCAACGGUGGUUAAAAGCUCGAGGGACAAGAGAGCGCCAAGCACUUAUCCAGGAGCUGCGAUCCAUCGAGACAGAAAAAAUUCCUUUCGUCAUUGAUCGAUUUUUGGCGCUCGACAGACUUCAAACGCAGCAAAAGACACAAUCAAAGACAGUUGAGCCUUAUACUGAUGAUAAACAGUGUGUUGUUUGUCUGGACGCAGAAGCGUGCAUUCAAACGUUCCCGUGUGAACACGUUGUUGUGUGUGGCUGGUGCGCCUGGCAGUCACUUAAGCUGGCUUACUUACAACAGAUGCCGCAUCGCUGUGUCGUGUGCAGGGCUGAGAUUCAGGAUUUUAGCGGCUGUUUAAUCAAAGGCUUGGUUGAUGUAAAUUGGAAGGAUGUGCGGAAGAUCAUUGAAGAGAUAAAAAGUGCUUAA